Annulohypoxylon maeteangense is the source of this 1537-nucleotide messenger RNA. RefSeq lists its product as uncharacterized. Lineage: Eukaryota; Fungi; Ascomycota; Sordariomycetes; Xylariales; Hypoxylaceae. The transcript has 2 exons. Bases 193 to 1356 code for a protein of 387 amino acids. The record is from RefSeq and is a predicted model, not a curated record.
ACCCCACUUACCCUACUUACGUUACGGCCCCGGAGUCAUAUUAAUCUACGUACAAGGUACGAGUCAGCUUUAGACCAGCUUCAAGGCCUAACACAUACUCCCGCCACACCAUCAGCACUCGCAAAUACCAACAUAUAUAUUUAACUCUCUAUCCUUCUGUGGACACCAUAGUUGUUGUUCAACUUCAAACUUAUGCCUAAGAGAUCUUAUGAUACAUCAUCCGCAAUGGCGGCCAACCAACGAAUUCCGCCUGUCAAGGUCCAAAAGACAGAGCGAUCUCACGAAGAAAACCAAGAGAGGGCAUACAUUGCUGCGUCAAGAAGGGCUGAUCGAAGCUUAGAGGCCAGGGUACAGUCCGCUCGUCAGGCAUCUGAAAUUCAUCGAAGACGAACAGGGCGAGGCCUCAAAGUCAGUGAAGAAAUUGUCUUGAAGGAAGAGAUGUACGAGGAAGAAGAGGAUGAUAUACCGCGCCACUAUAAAUAUCUUACGGCACACCUACAAACGAAUUCGCCAGACAUGAAUCACCGGGUGAAUGCGUACAUCACGACACAGACGGCGAUGGCUACGAUGGCUCGGUAUCAGGAAAUUAAUAGACUUUUCAGUGAAUCGUUUCCAAGUGCGAUGGCAAACCAGCAGCAACAGCUCAACAGUUCUGCAUAUAUGGCCUCGCUUAUGGGCAAUGACGGAGGAUUCCCACAUAGAUUAUCCGUAUCUGGAUCUAGCCAGGAUUCUCCUUCCACCCGGACACAUUCUGUCUCUUCACAGUCGUUAUUUGACGGGAUCGACAGGAGGGGUUCCGCCACGGUUGGGAGUCCGGCGCCCAAUUCAGCUACGACUAUAUCAUCGCCACCAGCCCUAACGCCUACAUCCUCUUCGACAGAUGCUGAUGCAGCCGAGUCAAAAGCCACGCCGUACCAGACCCCAUCGGCGUUUGCACCCCUUCAUCUCGAUCCGCAGCUAGCGCAACAGUCAACAUCGUCUUCUGCGUUCACAUCUGAACUGCCCAAUGAGGUCAAGAUGAUGGCUAACAUCGAUAUGAAUGACCCAAUGGCGAUGCAUUUCAUGGGAGAUCCUUCAACUUAUCAAAUGUUCGGACAAUUCCCUACCAGUGAUUCUACAACGCAGGACGAAAGCUCGAGGGUCGACAUAAAGCAGGAAGUCCCAACAUUUUCACCCCACGAAGCCCAUAUCCAGGAUGAUGAUAUAUUUUCCACGUCGGACAAUUCGAUGGUUGAUAACACACUAAACCUUCUGGAUUUUAGUGGCGAGGGUUAUGACCAAAUAGGCACACCGAUUGGUGGAAUAGGGGGCGAUGGCAACUGGGAGAGCUUCGUUGACUUCGGAUCGGAGCAAUAAUUGCCCCCAUUCUCAACCUAAUUCUCCUUAUCUACACAUAAAAAUUAAAACCUUCUUCGGAUCGACCGGGCACUCAUGCCAUUGGAGAUACCAUGCAACAUGCAUUUUCUUCUGUACCUAUCAGGGUUUCGGUAGUUACUGGUUCGGCUUGCAUGAAAGCGUUCUCUACUGGGCUCGGCGU